AUGGGCAACAUGCUGCCAUGCCUGGUGCAACAAGCAGGCACAGCAGGUGCUCUGGCGCCGGCCAUGAACCGCAAGCGGAGGCUCAUCUCCCUCAAGCUCCUCAUGAAGGCCAUCCACAAGAUGAAGAAGAAGAGCCCCCGUCCCGGCAAGGCGGCGGCCAAGAUAGAUAGCAAAUCAUCGUCGUUGUCGUCUUCAGCGGCGGCCGCGGUGGAGGACGGGAAAGGAGGAGAAGUGCUUGAUGAGGCGAGAAGCAAGGCCGCCGCCAGCCGCACCAACAACCCCAAGGGCGCCGUGCUGAGGUCCAGGCUCCACGGUCAGAGAGGGGGCCUCAAUAAGAAGGGGAAGGGCGUCGUGCGAGUGAAGGUGGUCCUGACCAAGGAGGAGGCCGCGCGGCUGCUGUCGCUGACCGUCGGCGGCCAGAAGCACACCGCCGCGCAGAUCGUGGCCGAGAUGAGGAAGAUGGAGGCCCGCCGCGGCGCCGCCAAUGCGGCGUGGCGCCCCGCGUUGGCCAGCAUCCCGGAGGAGUCGUCGUAG
This is a messenger RNA of Miscanthus lutarioriparius, 534 nucleotides long. NCBI's taxonomy places the organism in Eukaryota, Viridiplantae, Streptophyta, Magnoliopsida, Poales, Poaceae. The record is from the annotation of a GenBank genome assembly.